AUGGCGCCCAAAGCUCCCCCACCGCCCCGCCCCGAUCCUCUCACCUUGGACCAGAUCUACGAAUGCCUCACCUCACGUGAGACCUCGCUAUCGGAGAAGGCGUAUCACCUCGUUGCCCUCAACUCCGUUGCCUUCAACCCCACAGUGAAGCUUUUUUUCUUCGACGAGCCUCCCCAAACAGGAAAGGCGGGCGCGCGGGGUCGUUGCCGGCGUGAGCAAAUCCUUCAGGCCGUCGCGACCUUUCUCGCGCAGCGAAACAACGCGAUCUGCGAGGAAUGCCAAUGGGAGACGGCCUCCCUGAUUGGAGAGUUCUGUCGAAUGGAAGGUGGUGGGGGGUCGUUGCCACCUGCCGUCGCCGCGAAGCUCAACGACUACGCGCGGAAGAAUUUGGAGUUCCUCGCGCAGCUCCCGUGGUUCGUUCCCGCGAUCCACGCGAUUAUGGGAGGGGAGGCGGUGGCAGCGUUUACCGCCGCGGAGGCCCGCUACGGCUCGCCAGGGGAGGGCAAUUCCCCCGACGAAACCCACGAAAAUCGUUCAGGGGAAGGGGGCAAACCCCACCCCGGCGAAGGGGUCUCCCUCCCGACUACCUCGACGGGAUUAUCCAGCACCCAUGACGAGUUGAGGCGGCGGCUGCGGGAGGGGAAAAACGCCCGUUCGUCGUCGAAAAAUUCGAACCACGACGCCCCUUCGCUGGCGGUGGAUCAGGAUGUGGUGAUCGUGUUGCAGGAUAUUCUUCGCGCGCUUCCCAAAGUCGUCGCGCCCUCACCCUCUGAGGGGAGCCCGUCAAGUCAGUCGCUCACGUUUGCGUGGACGAAGCGAAAUCUCGAUCAGGCGCAUGAUUUGAUGUUCUUGGACGCCUCGCCGGUGUCGAUGUCGUCUUUAAUCCCGCUCGUAAGUCGUCUGAGCAGCCAGCGCUGCUCGAAUUGCUGCCGUUACGCGGGAGAGGUGAAGCCAGACGGCUUGACAGGCGAGAAUAAAAACGGAAAAAACUCUCAAACGGAGGAACCGCAGACGAAGGUGGUCUUCUCCCGAUGCAGCAGCUGUAAAGCCGUGUAUUACUGCAGUGUGGAAUGCCAAAAGGCGCAUUGGGCGGCCGUGCAUGGCAUUCCGUGCAAGUCUUACAGGGAGCAGUGCGAGGCCGUGCUUGCGCAGUAUAAUUUGCUAAAUAGCGGUAAAAGGGCGAAAAAGAAUAAAGGAAUGAGUGGCCAAGAUGAGAAGGCGAUGGCGGCGUUUAUGGAGGUGCCCCUGGAGCCAAGCUUAUUCUUUGAAACCCGGCGCUAUUUGUACGAUCAUCGUGAUAGUUCGUUUGCAGGGGUAAACUUUAAUGAUUACUUCAUGAAGUACACCGUGCGAGGGACGUGA
Messenger RNA from Phytomonas sp. EM1, 1362 nucleotides. Lineage: Eukaryota; Euglenozoa; Kinetoplastea; Trypanosomatida; Trypanosomatidae. The record is from the annotation of a GenBank genome assembly.